GCCACUGGCAGAGCCACUGAUCUCAUUUCACUUUUUUAUCACGUAUUAAAACUGCAUUUUCCAGUUUGUGCAGAGUGGCGUUUACGCGGCAGACUAUAUAUAUAGUGACUGGUCCGGCAUGCCAUCGACUGGUCGUUUGCUCAUUAGACCCCGCGGGGAUCUUCAACCAGCAAGCAAUGGAGAGCCGGGCGUGGGUGCGCAUGGGUUCCGUACUGCCUCCAUCGUGGAUGUCCAGUACUCGUAUCCGUUGAAGAUUCUGGUUCCGCGUCAUGCCAGCUCCACGGCGAGCAUGUGGGUCUAUUUCAUCACGUACGGUGGUGGACUGGUGCAGGGAGACCACUUGUCUAUCAGUGUUGAUAUAGAAGACCAGUGCUGUGUUGUCAUCACUACACAGGGCUCAACAAAGGUGUACAAAUGCGAAGACGACUUGGGUGACGAAACAAGAGCUGCGCUCGCGGUGGUGCGGGUCCAUGUUGAGCAUUCUUCCAGAUCCGGUCGUUUGCUUUGCCGACGCGAACUACUCACAGACACAGGUGAUAGAGCUAACGCCAUCAUCGAAUCUCGUGCUGUUGGACUGGUUAACUGCUGGCAGGAUUGCUCUAGGAGAAAAUUGGGCAUUGAAAAAAUUGUGUUCGUCGAGCAAGAUAUACAUAGAUAACGUUCUCAUAGUCAACGAGUCAGUGACACUAAGUGACACCCCGACACUGACGCUGCGUGAAAGCAUGGGAGAAUAUAAGGCAUUGGCAUUCUGUGUGAUACUUGGGCCAGAACUGGCAGAGCUUUGGCGAAAAGUUCUCAAAGAUCUAGGUGCCGUGCAAGCUUACGGUUCAAAACCAAACCCGGCUAUGUUUAAGAGUGCGAGUCCAUUGUGUCCCACGGCACAUGCAGAGCCCAUCGGAUGUGUCGUGCGUAUAUGUGCCAGCAGUACAGCCAUG
Messenger RNA from Priapulus caudatus, 935 nucleotides. Its product is annotated as urease accessory protein D-like. The record is from RefSeq and is a predicted model, not a curated record. Gene Ontology annotation, molecular function: nickel cation binding. NCBI's taxonomy places the organism in Eukaryota, Metazoa, Priapulida, Priapulimorpha, Priapulimorphida, Priapulidae.